Elgaria multicarinata webbii is the source of this 981-nucleotide messenger RNA. Its product is annotated as olfactory receptor 10A7-like. NCBI's taxonomy places the organism in Eukaryota, Metazoa, Chordata, Lepidosauria, Squamata, Anguidae. Gene Ontology annotation, cellular component: membrane. The coding region runs from base 1 to 981 and encodes 326 amino acids. The record is from RefSeq and is a predicted model, not a curated record. Gene Ontology annotation, molecular function: olfactory receptor activity; G protein-coupled receptor activity; odorant binding. The transcript has a single exon. Gene Ontology annotation, biological process: G protein-coupled receptor signaling pathway.
AUGCAGGCGUUUGCAAACACAGAGAGGCAAAAUCAAACAACUGUUUCUGAAUUCAUACUCUUGGGAUUUGGAGAGCUCCCCAACCUACACAUUCUUCUCUUCUUGUUCUUCCUAAUAAUCUACUUGACAACCAUAACUGGGAACCUCCUGAUUGUGUUUUUGGUUAUGACUAUUCAAAAUCUUCAUACUCCCAUGUACUUCUUCCUGGGGAACCUUUCCUUUUUGGAAUCCUGCUACAGCUCAACUAUCUUGCCUAGAAUGUUGACUGGACUACUGACCCGUGAAAACACUAUAUCUAUAAAAAACUGUUUCUUACCAUUUUUUAUCUUUUCUUGCUUGGGAGGUUCUGAAUGCUACCUCUUGUCUGUGAUGUCUUAUGACAGAUACUUAGCAGUAUGUAAGCCAUUACAUUAUGCCACAAUCAUGAAUAGUAGGUUGUGCCUACAGUUAUCAGCUGUAUCUUGGGUAAGUGGAGUAUUAGUUGGCACAAGCAUCACUGUCAGUGUAUCACAGCUGUCUUUCUGUGGCCCCAAUGUAAUUGAUCAUUACCUCUGUGAUUUAUCUCCAGUCAUAAAAGAAAUCUCCUGCAGUGACACUUUCAUUGUAGAAAUGUCUGCAUUCAUAUUUGCCUGUGUAUUCACCCUCCCUCCCUUUAUACUCACAGUGAUAUCCUACAUCUUCAUCAUUGUUACAGUCUUCAGAAUCCCAUCUGCCAUUGGGAGGCAAAAGGCUUUCUCUACCUGUUCAUCUCACCUCACGGUGGUUGCCCUGUUUUAUGGAACACUGAUGCUUGUCUAUAUGCUUCCCCGGUCCACAAAUCUUAGAUAUGUGAAGAAAAUAUUUUCCCUGUUUUAUACGGUCCUCACACCCAUGGUCAAUCCUCUGAUAUACAGCUUGAGAAACAAAGAGGUGAAGGAUGCUCUGCAAAAAGUUAUCAGUAAGCUCAUAAUCUAUACAAUAUUUCAGAAAUCCAGUUUUUAA